AUGAUGUUUUAUUAUUAUGAAAUUAUUCAAAAAGUAAUUUUCGUCAUAUUUAUCUUAUUUUGUUGUCAACAAUUUAAAAGUUAUGUAGUUACAACGAAUAUUGAUGAUAUUUCUAGUGAUUUGGAACAUAUACGUGUGCAACAACGUAUGCCUGGUUUGUCUGCAUUAGCCUUGAAAAAUGGUAAAAUUGUAGCACAAGGAGUAGCUGGAUAUCGUCGACAAGAUUAUCCUUCUUCUCUUCUAAUAUCUGACCCUUUUAAUAUUGGCUCGUGUACUAAAUGGAUGACAGCCACUUUAGCUGGUCGUCUCGUCGAUCGUAAACUUAUAUCAUGGUCUACUCAAGUUCAUGAAUGUUUUCCAAAUUAUGAAACUUUCAAUAGUGCUUUUCGAAAUGCUACUUUAGAACAAUUAUUAGCACAUCGUGCUGGUGUUCAAAACACUCCAACAUUUUAUAAUCAUCAUCUUGUAGCUUUUAUUUCCCAACAAGGUAAUAUCAGUCAAAUUCGUCGAUGGGUUGUUGAAACUGUCCUAAAAGAUACACCUCAAAUACAAUCUGGCGAAUAUCUUUAUUCUAAUCAAGGUUAUACAGUUGCAGCUGUUAUGAUGGAAUAUGUAACGGGUCAAGAUUGGGAAUCAUUAAUGUAUGAACAUAUUUUUAUUCCAUUAGACAUGACUAGUGCUAGAAUUGGUCCAGUUUAUGAUGAAAGUCUUCUUCCUAAAGUACCUAUUGGUCAUGAAUUACUUGUUAAUAAUUCAAAACCUAUUCCACGUCCAAUGCUUACUCCACAUAUACUUCACGUUGAAUUCGCGUCAUCAGCUCCGUCCGGUUUCGUUGCUUGUACACUUCAUGAUUUGGCUAAAUUUUUAUACGCACACAUAAUAGGUGAAACUACUGGAUAUUUAAGUAAAGACACAUUAGAUACAUUGAAACGUCCUUACAUUGGUGUUGAAGGUUAUGGCCUCGGAGUUAUAGUACGUAAUAGUACAUUGGCGUUACCUGGUCAAGCAUUAAUACAUGAUGGAGAUAGUUUUGGACACAGUGCAGUAUUUUGGAUGGCACCUGCUAAAGAUCUAAUUACUGUUGCUUUCACGAACAGCCGCUCAGAAGAGCGCUAUGCUGCAAAUGCUUUAAAUGGUGCUAUUGAUGUGCUUCUAAAAAAACAUAUUAAUAGUGUAAGAAACAGUGAAUCAUUAGAUCAUGGUUUUAUCGAUCUUAAUCACUCUUGA
Messenger RNA from Rotaria sp. Silwood1, 1227 nucleotides. The record is from the annotation of a GenBank genome assembly. NCBI's taxonomy places the organism in Eukaryota, Metazoa, Rotifera, Eurotatoria, Philodinida, Philodinidae.